Messenger RNA from Xyrauchen texanus (razorback sucker), 1420 nucleotides. RefSeq names its product doublesex and mab-3 related transcription factor 1 (gene dmrt1). The coding region runs from base 1 to 819 and encodes 272 amino acids. The transcript is spliced from 5 exons. Gene Ontology annotation, cellular component: nucleus. Gene Ontology annotation, biological process: regulation of transcription by RNA polymerase II; sex differentiation. The record is from RefSeq and is a predicted model, not a curated record. Gene Ontology annotation, molecular function: DNA-binding transcription factor activity, RNA polymerase II-specific; RNA polymerase II cis-regulatory region sequence-specific DNA binding. NCBI's taxonomy places the organism in Eukaryota, Metazoa, Chordata, Actinopteri, Cypriniformes, Catostomidae.
AUGAGUGAGGAAGAGCAGAGUAACGGCUCGCUGUCGGUCAGAAAACUGCCCCGCAUGCCCAAGUGCUCGCGCUGCAGAAAUCACGGAUUCAUGUCUCCGCUGAAGGGCCAUAAACGGUUCUGCAACUGGAGGGACUGUCAGUGUCAGAAAUGCAGACUGAUCGCCGAGCGACAGCGGGUCAUGGCAGCCCAGGUGGCUUUACGGAGGCAGCAGGCUCAAGAGGAAGAGCUGGGCAUUUGCAGUCCGGUAAACCUGUCCGGUUCCGACACUCUGGUGAAGAACGAGCCCACCAGUGAUUAUGUGUUUACUGUCGGGUCAAGAGCUUCAUCACCCACAACCAGCAGUGCUGCCACCUCUCCCACUGUCCCAGGGAGUCGUUCCAUGCUGGCGCUAAGCCCCGCAACGGCCAGCAGAGGGCACGCAGAUGGUACAUCUGAUCUGAUGCUUGAUGCCUCCUAUUACAACCUCUACCAGCCCACACGCUACUCUUCCUACUACAGCAACCUGUACAACUACCAGCAGUACCAGAUGCCUAGUGGAGACGGCCGUCUGUCCAGCCAUAAUGUGUCUCCCCAGUACCGCACACACUCCUACUAUUCCUCUUACCUGAGUCAGGGACUCGGCACUGCCGCCUGUGUCCCUCCCGGCACCUGCCCUGAGCCCAAAGCAGCAGCUUUUUCUGAUGGAGUGCAAGACUCCAGUUUGGCCUCAAUGUCCAUCCCCUCAUUGACCAACACAGAGAACAAGCUGGAGUGUGAGAGCAGCUCAGAGUCUGGAACCUUCUCUGUGGAGUCCAUCAUAGAGGGAGCAACCAAAUAAAAGACCCUCAACUGUACCACACUAAGCUAUCUUCAUUCAGCAACAUCAAUAUUUCCAUUUCUAGCCAUUUUUGGAUUUGACACAAUAUUUGUCUUCAUGAAUUGAUGCAUUUCUGUUAUUUUCUACUAAAAGUAUAAUGAAGUAAAAUAGUAAAACUGAUCAGGUUGAUCGUGUGGUCCCUUUCAAAUUUUCAGGGCAUUUCUUUGAGAUAGUCAUAGAUAAUAGUUACAUUUCAGUUGUUGUUUCUCAAAGAGAAAUAUCCCAAUAAACUUUGAUGAUCAGAUAUAGAGUAGUUAGUAUGUUGUUCUAUCAAUAAGUUUUUUUACAGUUGGAUUGCUUCAGCUUGUUUAUUUUAAUGCUGACAAAAAUUCUUACAGUUCAAACCAAAUGUAAUCCAGAUUGGUCAACAAUUCCCUAGCAGAACUCCUAUGAGAAAAAUGGCAUGGCAGAACAAUUUAUUGUUGUAUCAGUUGGAGCUCAGCAUUGUGGUCAUUGAUUUUGUGUAAAUCCAACCACUGUACUUUGCUGGUGUAAUGGUGAGUUCUUGUUCACCAUCAUGUUACAAAUAUUUUUUAUGAAUGUUAUCAUUAUAAAACAAUGC